This is a messenger RNA of Hyla sarda, 2520 nucleotides long. RefSeq lists its product as uncharacterized. Lineage: Eukaryota; Metazoa; Chordata; Amphibia; Anura; Hylidae. The coding region runs from base 111 to 1769 and encodes 552 amino acids. The transcript is spliced from 7 exons. The record is from RefSeq and is a predicted model, not a curated record.
CAGCUGCUGUGACGUCACCGCCGCCUCCCAGAUGGGUGGGAUGAAUAUUGUUUAACUUUCUAAGAGGUGAAGUCUGUGAAGGGGAAACUGAUCUACAGAACAAGGGAGAGAUGGGGCUGACGGUGAGAGACGCUCUGGUCUACGCUCUAGAGAAUCUGGAGAAGAUGGGGUUCAAGAAGUUCCGAAAGCAGUUACAUGAAAUUGAGGUCAAAGGAGAUUAUAGGAGGAUCCCGAGGGGCAAACUGGAGGACAAGGAUUGGGGCGACGUUGCCGAUCUGAUCAGGGAAUACUACAAGGAUGUCUACGGGGUUGAGGUGGCCCUGGCAGUUCUAGACAAGAUCAAUGAGAAGAAAGUAGCAGAGGAACUCCAGGAAGACUUGAAAAAAGUGGACCGAUUUGUAAGGCUGAAUGAAUUGGAGGAAUCGAGAUGUUUAGUCCCUAAAGCCACGCCAAUGAGGCUACGCCUGAACGACACCGGAGAGAUGAUUGGCUCCAUAACACUAGAGACCUUUUAUCCUGGAUAUCUCCAUAUUGAGUGGAAGUGUGGAAGAGAGAAACCAGAAGAAGUUUUAUCAUCCCAAGACGUCUACAGAGAAAGUCCUGAUCAGAGAUCCUUCUCAGUGUGUAGUGAAGUCAGGAUUUCACAGGAUUCCCUCAGAUAUCCAGAAUCCACAGUAUAUGUCACCUGGGAACAUGAAUAUACAAAUACCAAGGGGCAGCACAAAUUCUCUAUCGCAGAUGAAGAUUUCCUUUGGAGACCAGUAGCGGAGGACAUACAGACACCACCAUGUUUAUAUCAUGACACCCCCGGCGUCCUACAAUGUGACAUAUCAGGAUAUUACCCAGACGCCCUCACUGUAAAGUGGUUCAGGAAAACUAAACAGAAUCUUGAGAUAUAUGAAGAAUCUGACGAUGUUUCUAUUCCGAAAAUCAGAUCAAAUAAAAAUCCAGAUCACACCUACAGCUGUACAGCAAGGAUAAUGAUCACCCCCACACUGAGCAACCACCAGGGGGCAGAAUACGUUUGUCAAGUGGAACAUCCAUCUCUGGAAAAGGCAAUGAAGAGAAGCACAGGAGGGAUCCGAAUGCUGGCAAAACCCCAUCCGGAGCCCAUAAGGAAGUCGCUGGUUGAGGAAAAGUUGGUUCAGUUUUCCCUGCAUCUUAAGAGUUUUUACCCUAAAGACAUAAAGGUGAAAUGGCAUCGGGGGGAGAAGGAAUUCAUCAAGGGGGUGAAGCUAUGGACGCGGCACACAGAAACGUUCACUGAACGUGAAGAUUUAUUGUUUGAUGUUACCAGCGAAUGUUCUGUUGGGGGACUGAACUUUUCAAAUCCUGAAUAUAAACUGUAUGUAACCUGGGAGCACGAGUCUAUGGAUGGACCUGAGACCAGGACCUUGUCUGCAAGAGAUCUGCCCUGGAUCCCGGAUGUAGAUGAGAUAUUUGUCCUCAGGUUGGAACAUGAUCUCCGCACCAUGAUGAUGUGCUCCAUCACCGAAUAUUUUCCAGAUGCAUUGACUGUGUCUUGGUUGAAAAAGGAAAAUGGCAUUGUGUCUGUAGUGCAGGAAUCCAAUGAGAUGGCUACAAAUAUUGAACCGCACAAGAAGAAAAGCAAGACCCUUGGCUGUACUGCAGUUCUACAUUUUACUCCGGACGCUGAGAAGGACCAAGGGUCGGAAUUUAUCUGUAGGGUGGAGCAUCCCUGCCUGGAGCAUCCGAUAGAGAGGAGCACUGGACCCCUCCGAAUACUAAGACGUGGGGAAGAGGAAUGAUUAUAAUGCCGGGGUCCGUCAGUCUGCGAAGAGGAAUGAUUAUAAUGCCGGGGUCCAUCAGUCUGCGAAGAGGAAUGAUUAUAAUGCCGGGGUCCAUCAGUCUGCGAAGAGGAAUGAUUAUAAUGCCGGGGUCCAUCAGUCUGCGAAGAGGAAUGAUUAUAAUGCCGGGGUCCAUCAGUCUGCGAAGAGGAAUGAUUAUAAUGCCGGGGUCCGUCAGUCUGCGAAGAGGAAUGAUUAUAAUGCCGGGGUCCAUCAGUCUGCACUUUAGUGACAUUAUUAUUUGAUUGGUACCAUUGUUUCUCUUUGCUUUUUUUUUCAGGCUGUCCCUGGUUUUGACCGAGCUGCUGUGAGCUGUAAUAAUAAAGAUCUGUACCUGGUAAACAAAGAAGAGACCAUGGCUCUAGCUGGGUGACUGCACCCCUUUAAGCAUUGGAUGAGUGUGGGUGCCAGCAGUUGGACUCCUUCCUGUGAGGUUUUUGGUCAGAAUGUAUUCUACACCCCAAUACUAUUCUUCUAUACCCACAUUGUGUUGCUAUCAGUGUGUGAAGAGUGGGAGAAGAGGGUUGCAUUGACAAUCCAACACAAUGGGCAGCACAUUCAACACAUUUUAUAAGUGGUCAGAAACUUGUAAAUAACUCAUGAAGGAAUAAAGUUACGUUAAAACCAAGCACAUCAUUGUUUUUCUUGUGAAAUUCCCAAUAAGUGUGAUGCGUCACAUGACCCUCUUCCUAUUGAAAAAACAAAAGCUGGA